Molecule: messenger RNA, 927 nt
Organism: Neoarius graeffei (lesser salmon catfish)
Lineage: Eukaryota; Metazoa; Chordata; Actinopteri; Siluriformes; Ariidae
Gene: nkx2.5
Product: NK2 homeobox 5
Exons: 2
Coding region: 1-927 (308 amino acids)
Biological process (GO): cell differentiation; regulation of transcription by RNA polymerase II
Cellular component (GO): nucleus
Molecular function (GO): RNA polymerase II cis-regulatory region sequence-specific DNA binding; DNA-binding transcription factor activity, RNA polymerase II-specific
Source: RefSeq, a predicted model, not a curated record
AUGGCGAUGUUUUCGAGUCAAAUGUCUUCCACUCCCUUCUCAGUCCGGGACAUUUUAAACCUAGAACAUAACCACGAAGAUAUGGUGUCGUUGGAAAUGUCUCUCCCCACUUCGUCCUGCAUGAUGUUCAAACCGGAGCCGUUCGUGGACGCGGUGAACGGAGGCGCGCUCUUCGCUCCCCGAGACGAGCAGGACGCUAAAGGUGACAGGAGCACAUCCCUGGACUUUAGCCCUGCCUUUUAUGGGAAGAGUUUCUUAGAAAUGGAUCUAGCCAAAGACGCAAAGUCAGACGAUACGCUUGACGCCAAAGAGAGAAAAGAGAAGGUGCGCUCACCGGACGAGCGGCAGAAACCGGAUGAGGCGGAGCGGCCUGGGCAGCGGAAGCGGCGGAAGCCGCGCGUGCUGUUCUCGCAGGCGCAGGUGUACGAGCUCGAGCGGCGCUUCAAACAGCAGAAGUACCUGUCGGCGCCCGAGCGGGAUCACCUGGCGCACGUGCUUAAGCUGACGUCCACGCAGGUGAAGAUCUGGUUUCAGAACAGACGCUACAAGUGCAAGCGGCAGCGCCAGGACCAGACACUCGAGAUGGUGGGCGCGGGCCCGCCGAGGCGCGUGUCCGUGCCCGUGCUCGUGCGUGACGGUAAGCGCUGUCUGGGAGAUGCCGCGUCUGCGUACAGCGCGUCAUACAACAUGGGGAUCAACCACUUCCCUUAUAACGCAUACCAUAGUUUUGGGAACGUAAACUUCCCGAGCGCAGGAAACACGAACUAUACGUGCAACUACUCGGCGAGCUCUAACGUGCCUCCGGUGCAGACGUCACCGUCCAGCAGUAAUUAUGUGAAUUUUGGAGUCGGGGAUCUGAAUAAUGUCCAGGCGCCGUUUCAGGCCAGCAGCGGGGUUUCCUCGUUACACGGUAUUCGGGCCUGGUGA